This is a messenger RNA of Penaeus indicus, 2350 nucleotides long. RefSeq names its product cytochrome P450 3A29-like. NCBI's taxonomy places the organism in Eukaryota, Metazoa, Arthropoda, Malacostraca, Decapoda, Penaeidae. The transcript has 6 exons. Bases 149 to 1744 code for a protein of 531 amino acids. Gene Ontology annotation, molecular function: heme binding; iron ion binding; oxidoreductase activity, acting on paired donors, with incorporation or reduction of molecular oxygen. The record is from RefSeq and is a predicted model, not a curated record.
AAAAUAAGCCGUAAGUAGUUGGGAUGGCAGUAUCACACAAGGGGGGAGCGAGAGAGGGCCUGCUGCUGGAGAAGUGCCUAGUGACUGGCACUCAACCCUGAACUACGCGCGGACACGGCUUCUUCAGAACAACAGCCCAGUUUCCACGAUGGGUGAGCCGAUGGAGGCACUCGCCUGGGUAUGGGCCAACCUGUCAACUUGUACAUGGACACUCUUGCUGUCGAGUGUGGUCCUAUACUUUUAUCGCUGGGUGAGAGAGCGUCGUCAAUAUCACUCCAUAUUUUCGAAGAUGGGCGUUCCAUACAUAAAGCCUCACAUUUUAUACGGCAGCAACCACCAGCUCCGCGGUAAAGGCAUCCUAUCCAUUGACGUUAUUGGUAAAUGGGUGAAAAAAUACGGCAAAGUCUUCGGUUAUUACAUCGGAUGGAAACCGACGCUUGUAGUAACCGACCUGGACAUGAUCAAAGACAUACUCAUCAAGGAGUUUCACAACUUUGCCAACCGCCCGAAACUCGUGAUCGAGGCCCAGCCCGUCGUGCACACUGUCGUAGGCCUACGUGACCAGCGGUGGAAGGACGUGCGCUCCAUCCUGGCCCCGACCUUCUCCAUGGUCAAGAUGAAGCACAUGGCAGGGAUCAUGAACGAAAAGGUGGACGAACUGCUAACCAUUAUCGGCGAGAAAAGUAAUGCCGGCGAGCCAAUAGAGUGGUACUCGACCUACCAGGGUCUCACGCUGGAUGUGAUCAGCGAGUGCGCCCUCGCCAUGAAAACCACCUGCCAGAGAGACCAAGAAAAGCACGAAUUUUUCACGGCAGUUCGCUCCUUCCUCAAGAACGCGGUAAACCCCGCGAUUCUUCUGGCGCUGUACUUCCAGGGCUUCGGCAAAAUCCUGAGCUACAUCAGCAAUAGAUUUGCGCUGUCGGGCCGCAUGACGCAGAUGAUCGUCAACCACUUGAAGACCGUCAUCAGCAUGCGGCGUAACGACCUGCACGCCAAGAACGUUGACGUGUUGCAGUUAAUGCUGGAGGCUGCGGAGUCGCGCGUCGAUGCUGAUGGCGCCGCCGCGAACGGGGUGUCCAAAGAAAAACCAAAACGCAAGCUUCUCUCUGACGAAGAAAUUAUCGCCAACGCCUGGGUCUUCCUGCUGGGGGGCUUCGAAACCACGGCCAACUCCCUCACGUAUACUACGUAUUUGCUGGCACAGCACCCAGAAGUACAGGACAAAGUCUACCAAGAGCUCCAGGACGUCAUCAAGGAUGCAAACACCAAUUUGACGUACGAGCAGGUGCACAAACUCACUUAUCUGGAUCAGGUAUUUUCUGAGGCACUGAGACUAUACCCUCCUGUUGUGACCUUCCUGACGAGGGAGGCAGCGGAAGACAUGCAGAUUGGCGACGUACUCAUCCCGAAAGACAUGAACGUGCUCGUUCCCAUCUGGCUCCUCCAGCGAGACCCAGAGCAGUGGACUGACCCGGAGAAAUUCGACCCAGACAGAUUUUCUCCGGAAGCCAAGGCAAACAGCACCAGACACCCUAUGUCUUAUAUACCCUUUGGAGCUGGUCCAAGAAACUGUGUUGGUAUGAGGUUCGCCCAGCUUGAGGCGAAAUUAACACUAGCGAGAGUAUUGUUGAAUUACAGACUUGACCCCUGUAAGCAGACUCCUAACCCUCUCAAAUUUGAAAUUCCUACCGUGGCCAUCAACCCAGCCGACCCAGUGUUAAUCAAAGCAAAACCGAGGAGUUAAAUCAGUGGUUCUCAGAUUAUUAUUAUCAUUAUUUUUUUUUUAUCCCAAUGUAAAGUCCGACAGGUCUUUUUUUCAGAUUUUACCCCCCAUUUAAUAUCUGACAGAUCCGGAGUACUCCAGUGUAAGAUUUUACUCAUUAUCAUUCAGUAAAGUUAAAAAAUAUUCCUUAUUAUUCCAAUACCUUAUUAUGUUAAGCACAAGUUUGCAAUAUUAAAUUAUGAACAAAGAUUACUCCUUAAUUCCAUUUAACUGUUUCAAUAUAAAAAAAAAAACACUUUUAGUUUUAUUUUUUCACUGGUGCUUAUAAUGUUUACCUUUAGCUUGAGAACCACCAGAUAUGACCUUUAAUGCUGAAGAAAGAUCAAACUAUUCGUGUUUUUGUAUUAACCUGAUCUAUUGUCUUCCUUAUUUGAAAGCAUAAGAUCAAUGCAAAAUUGUAUAUAAUGUUGGAGGAUAGAAAUAGAGAAGAGAUUUUGUGGGUGACAGGUGUAGCUUACUCGUGUGUGUGUGUGUGUGUGUGUGUGUGUGUGUGUGUGUGUGUGUGUGUGUGUGUGUGUGUGUGUGUGUGUGUGUGUGUGUGUGUGUGUGUGUGUGUGUGUAUUCAUA